This is a messenger RNA of Anoplopoma fimbria (sablefish), 615 nucleotides long. It is a transcript of the gene prrg2, whose product is annotated as proline rich Gla (G-carboxyglutamic acid) 2. NCBI's taxonomy places the organism in Eukaryota, Metazoa, Chordata, Actinopteri, Perciformes, Anoplopomatidae. The record is from RefSeq and is a predicted model, not a curated record. Gene Ontology annotation, cellular component: extracellular region. The coding region runs from base 1 to 615 and encodes 204 amino acids. The transcript is spliced from 6 exons. Gene Ontology annotation, molecular function: calcium ion binding.
AUGGCAGCCUUGUCAGCGGUGUGGAUUCCUGUGCUGUCCCUGCUGCAGCUGGCUCACUGCUCUGUCUUCUUCAGACAUGCUCCAGGAGAUCCAGUGCUGGUGGACCAGCAGUCAGCGAACUCCUUCCUGUCCCGCUCGCUGCUCUUCAACAGUUGGGACUUUGAGAUCGUGGUCACCGGCAGUCUGGAGAGGGAGUGCAUAGAAGAGAUCUGCAGCUAUGAGGAGGCCAGAGAGGUGUUUGAGGACGACACUCAGACGAAAUUAUUUUGGAGCAGCUAUGCCAACAGUCAAGAUGAUUCACUCGGAGUGGAUGUGUCAGGGCUGGUGGCAGGGAUCGUGGCUGUCCUAGUGCUUGCUGCUAUUGCCACUGUGCUGGGGAUCUACUGCUACAAAAACAAGAAUAAAGGUGGACCGAGGUCGGGCCACGCUCCGGUGAGGAUGGCAGCAGAUGGGCGUCCAGCCCCAGAGACGUUGCCUCUGGCCGGGAUCCUCAUCCCUCCAGCUCUACCCAGCUACAAUGAGGCCCUGCACCACAGUGGGCAACACGAUGCCCCCCCACCACCUUAUUCAGGGGGUGCGCCAUCAGAGCCUGCUGAUCCCGGAGUCAACGAAUGA